This is a messenger RNA of Aspergillus tanneri, 4362 nucleotides long. It is a transcript of the gene eaf1, whose product is annotated as MYB and HSA domain protein. Lineage: Eukaryota; Fungi; Ascomycota; Eurotiomycetes; Eurotiales; Aspergillaceae. The coding region runs from base 1 to 4362 and encodes 1453 amino acids. The record is from RefSeq and is a predicted model, not a curated record. The transcript is spliced from 5 exons.
AUGCUCCGGGAAGAGCUUCUCCAGUCUAAGAACGAUGAGAUCGCACGCUGUUUGUUGUCGCGGAAGCGCAAAUUGAAUGAGCUCUACUUUGCGACCGUAGGCUUCGCGGGCACGACCGGGAACGAUCCUUUCUAUCACCAAAACGAACAGGCGUUCCUUGACGCCAAUGAUCUGUCCAAAGGGCGCUACUUUAAUGAAGCUACUCUUCCGCCAUUCCCUAAUUAUGCAGCAAUUCGGCAACGCGAGAUCAAGGAAGCUGGACCGGCUGCUGAGACGCCAUCUGAAGCUCACAGUACCGCUCCCAUUAGCCCACCAUCAGCAGGAGAGUCCUCUGCUCCCCAGGCUGUUACUAGCACCGACCGACAGAAGUUAGAAGUCCAGCAACUACCCGAACAGCAACCUCCUGCUCCUGGAAUAGAGCAAUUGAAAUCGGCGCAACCUCUUAGCCAACCUACGCCAAAUAUUACAUCCGGAUCCGACCGCGGCCUUGAUGCGACAACGCCAGUGGCUGGCGUUUCCGCUGAAUUGCCAGUUUCUGAUGAAAAAUUGGACCAGUCUGUACCGGAAACGCCGAAGAGCAGCCGGGGUCAGGAUUCCGCGGCAGCUAGUAUUUCACCAGCCCAGUCGAAGCCGGAUCAUGUCGUUCGUGUUGCCCCUGGGAGCACUGAGGUGCCGACCUUCCAAAAUGAUCAGGAGAAACAGCAGCAGGCCGGGCGCCAAGUUCAUGUCACGGAACAGCCGCUUUCUCCUGCUUCCUCUGCUGGGCUGUACUCCAGCAACACCCCUGUCCCGGCUGUCGCGUCUCCUGAUACCAGCCCUGGGGAAGAUGCGACCGAACCAGUGGAUAAGGCUGUCCCGAAACCAAUCCAUGAAGAGUCUGCCCAAGCUCCUCCGACUUUGGUUCCAUCAACGCCGGAUGAACAACUACGAUUAGAGGAGGCCCAGUCACUUCAACAAAGCACUCUAGCGGCGAGUAGGUCUAUUGGGGAUAGGGGUGACUCUUUGCCUUCGACAAGUGAAAUAAUCCAGGAGAACGUUGCUUCACCAACUGGCCCUAAAGAUUCAUUAAAAGGGCCCAAGGAAUCGAUUGCGGCACCUGUACCUCCUGAGGAGAAGACCCCAGUCGGUAAAGCCGAGACCGUUCAGGAACCUCCGGCACCAAUGCAACACCAAAAUGUGCCGACUGCAUUCCAAGUCGAAGCAGUAACAAGUCCAGAGACUCCGGUAUCGAAGAAAGACUCGUUCCCAAUUCAUCCACCAACAUCAAGACCAGAGAGAAUGACAACUAGGGUGUCUUCGGGUGCUAUCCGCCAUAAGUCGGUUUCUGAGAUCCUUGGUGAAACGCCGAAACUGGCUGUACCGCAGUCCGAAAAGGGCCAUGCCAGCGAAAGACCCGUGGAGACGAUACGAACUGCAUCGGAUGCUCUUGCCAACUCUGCAGCGAAGAUGCGCCUCAAGGAUAGAAGAGCACGAGAAAGGGAACGGAGUAAACUGUCCACAGUUGUAUUCCCGAAGCAACCACAGCAGCCACAAGACAAAAACGACUCGAUGGAUCUUAUUCGUCAGCACGCUGGUGAGCUUGCCAGGAUAAACGAAGAACAGGACUACCUUUACAUUCUGUUCCAGAAUAGGGCAUAUACACCCCCUCGAGGCUCGGCCCUCAGCACGCUCUUAGCAUCUGCUCAUAAAACCCUUACUACUGAAAAUCACCUUUUGGAAUAUCAUGAGCAAAUGGACAGCCGUACCUUACGACGAAUUUAUGCACUACAGAAUGCGAACAGAUGGCCCUUGCGCCAAUUAAAGCGUUCGGUGGAACCUCCCCGGCAAGGAGCUCAUUGGGAUGUUCUUCUGGAUCAUAUGAAGUGGAUGCGUACCGAUUUUCGAGAAGAGCGAAAAUGGAAGAUCGCAGCGGCAAAGAGCUGUGCGGAUUGGUGUGCGGAGUACGUUAACAGCGAUUCAGAGCAUCGGUCGUUGUUGCGUUUUCAUGCGAGAAUUCCUCCCGAGAAAUCAACGGGGAAGACUUCACCCAAUUCCGAUAUGAUGUCGCCCCCAGAGGAUACCACUGAUGAAAUUAUUGCUGUGCCUCACCCUACACCAGACCUAGUCCCUUCGAUGGAAGACGACUCGCUUAGUGAGGGUUACAGCGACGAACCUCGCCAUGACCUACGCGAUACGAUAGCGCCUGCAGCUAUAUUUUCGCUUGGCUCGGACGAGUUCAAUUUCUCUCUUGACAUGACUCCGGCAGCCCAGAAGCUCUUGGAUGAAUUGCCAAUCUAUGCGCCUGUCAAGAUCGCGCCCGACACCAAUUUGCCGAUGUUUAAAGAGGCGCCUGAUGCUUCUUGGAAAACCGAGCUAUUACCUCUCUCAAAGUAUGUGUCUGGCAAGAUAGCUUUCCACGAUGAUGGACCGCCUCGGAAGCGUAGUCGGUAUGACUAUACGCAAUAUCAAUCCGACCCGGACCAUAAGAUGCUGGAGCUGCCUCCUGAGCAGACCAACGUAGCACUUUUCCGGCCUGAGAACAAGCAGUUGCGUGACCGUAUCCACCCAGGCCAUAGUUUCAGACCACCGACUGAAUAUAGUAUGCCCUUGGUUGGUUUCUUCGAGUCGAGACAAUCAUCUCAAUGGACCUAUGCAGAGGAUGAUGAACUACGUCGUCUUGUGAAGGAAUAUUCCUACAACUGGUCAUUAAUAUCAAGUUCGCUUACUCCUCCGUCCCAAUUUAUUUCUGGGGCGGAGAGAAGGACCCCUUGGGAAUGUUUUGAGCGAUGGGUUGGACUGGAAGGACUGCCAACGGAUAUGGCGAAGACCCAAUACUUCCGAGCUUAUCACCAAAGAUUGGAAACUGCACAGCGCACCGUGUUGGCGCAGCAGGCAGCUCAACAACAACAACAGCAGCAGCAGCAGCAGCAACAGCAGCAGCAGGGCAAUAACAAUCCACAGGCAGUACCGCCAGUUCGGAGGAGGACCACGCAGCCCGUUCGCGUUGAUCGAAGAAGAUCUUCUAAACACCUAGCAUUGCUCGACGCUAUGCGAAAGUUAGCUAAGAAGCGUGAAACGAUGCUUCAAAAGCAACAGCACGCCUCCCAAUUGGCUUCAUUGAGAAAAGUUAAUGAGGCAAAUCAACCGAAACCUCCACUUUCGACACCGGCUGAAUUUAGUCGGCUGAAGUAUGAGCGGGAACUAAAGCUGCAGGAGAGACAAGAGCAGUACCGACAGCAAAUGAUUGCCCAGCAAAGAGCAAACCUAGCUCAGCGCGCUGGCCAGAUGCCUAACCAGCAGCAAAUGAUGAAUGCUCCCGGGCGGAAUCAGAACGGUAUGCCUAAUAACAGCAGUACUAAUCCUGGAACUCCUUCUAUGCCCAGUGGCACACCGAACGGGAUGCCAGCCGCUGUUGGCGUCAAUCAAGGACGACCUCCUGUGCAAGGAAUACCUGCUGGGGGGCCUGUCAAUAGUCCGGUGCCUCCAAACCCUAUGGCAAUGAAGAUGAUGCCACAGACUGGGAUGCCACAGAACAAUGGGACUCGUCCUGGACUGCCAAUGCAGACGUCUCCAGAUAAUACGCGAGUUAUUCGCGAAGCCAAUCGCCUUCAAGAGCAGCAGCGUGUUUUACAGUCUAGACAGCCACAACCGCAGCAGCAACCGCAGCAGUCGCACCAACAGCCUCAACCUCAACAGGCUCAGCAACAGUUCCACAGUCAGCAGCAAUUUGUACCGCAGGGAUCUCAUUCCCCAAACAUGAACAUGUCCAACGCUAAUGGGGCUACAAACAAUCCUGCUAUUAUGGCCGCUUUCCAAGCUGGAGGUGGCAUGCAAAGUCCCUCCUUCCACAACGCCACACCCCAAGGGGUUUCUACUCCCUCUCCCCGCAUGGGUCAGCCUAACCUCCUGUCGAACGGUGUUGUCCCGACCAUUAGUACCAUCCAAAAUCAGAUCCAGAGGAGCAACCCGAAUAUGCCCCUUGAGCAAGUGAACAGGAUCGCUACAGAACGCUUAAAUCAAUACCAGCAGCAGCGCAUGUCCCAAGUUGCUAUGAACGCCGCUGCAGGUAAUAUCGGUACUGUCCAGGCCAAUUACCAGGUGCCUCACGAUGGGAGUUUCCAAACACCACCGCAACCUGGCAUGGCCGGCGGUCCCGGAAUGCAAGUACCACAAGCACAGGGGUAUUCUCCCAUGAUGCGUGUUGCGCAAAACGCGCAGCAAAGUCGUGUGGGUGUCGGAAGCUCUCCAGCCAUGAAUGGGACCGUUCAGCCUAGUCGAAGCGCCACCCCACAAACCCAACGCAGUGGUAGCACUCAGGCUGGCCCCAUGCCUGGUUCGAGCAAGAGCCCGAAUCCGCCACAGGCUCAGACCGCUGGCAGCUAG